ACAGAUUGCUUUAUUACUUUUCUUUCUUUGUCGGACGAUGGCCAGAAGUACUAAAGGAAAAGACGUUGCAGAAGUGUGUACAUUAAAUGAUCAACAAUACCCAAUAGGAGCCACUUGGCACCCCGUACUGGCACCCUUUGGAACCAUGCCCUGCGCUAACUGUACCUGUUUACCGAAAGCAAUUGUCCAUUGCGUCCAUUUGACAUUGGACUGCCCUCAACCGAAGUGUGUUGCUCCUAAAAUAUUACCAAACCGUUGCUGUCCUGAAUGUGAAGUGCGGUCGGAGGGGGAGACGGAAUCAAACAAGAAGAUAGGAUGUACGUUUUCUGGCCGAAACUAUGAACAUGGUGAUAUCUUUGCUUCCAACAAGACUGCACUGAAACCAACCAGAGAGAAUCAAUGUGUGAUGUGCAUCUGUUCAAAUGGAAGAAUCUUGUGUCAUUUGAAGACCUGCGAAGCAAUCAAAUGUAAGAAGACGCUAAACCUUAGUGAUGAAUGUUGUCCAAUUUGUCCAGAUGACCAAGAAGAGGUUGUUGAUUCAAGUGCUUAUCCAUUCAGGCCACAUUCACCAGAAUCAGAUGGCAAAAAGAAUAAUGGGAAUAAUGCAUCACUUUCUCAAAAUAAUUUGUUAAAUUCUUCUGAAUCUGAUUAUGCAAAUAGUUGCACAGAUGGAGCACACAAAAAUGGCAGCACCUGGCAUCCAGUUCUUACUCCUUUUGGACCACAUCCUUGCAUUCUUUGUUCUUGUAUAAAUGGACAGACUCAGUGCAGUAAAAUUGAUUGUCCUAAAGUUUCAUGUUCAAGACCCAGAAAAGUUGAUGGCAAAUGUUGCCCUGUCUGUAAAAAAAGAAAAUGCAAAGGUAGAAAAUGCCGAAAAAGAAAUCGAAUUAAUACAACUCCUUCUACUGGAUUACCACAUAGACCUGGUUCUACCACAACAGACCCUACUCAGAUUUUCCACAAUCUAUGUAUGCCCAAAGGUACAGAUCGCCUAGUGUAUAUGUCAAAUGGAACUGAUUCUCUCAUGCUUGCUUUCCACCAUAUCAAAAAGUCAAAAGUAGAUGUACUGCGAUGGGAUAUACCUAAAAAGGGUCGACUUGUUCAUUUCAAAAAAGAAACAAUGAAUGCAGAAGAUUUUCGUUCAAGAACAAAAUCUACAAAUAUUUUAGGUGCUACAAACAAAAAACGCUAUGUAAAUCGGUUCUCAAGGAAACUUAAAAAGCAAAUUAACCGAUGCAAGAAAACAUGCCGGCAAAAGCGCGUGAUGCGAUUAUUAAAACAGCUGAAACUGAAGAAAGUACGUUUCACAGAAAUCUGCAAAAAUUGACAAACACAUAAAAUGAGCUGACAUCAACCAAAAAAGCUUUGCAAUCAAACUUUGCCUCAUAGCAUGUAUGUUUCAGUGUAGGUGUGCAAAAUGCAUGUAUUAGUUUGAAGCUGUCUUUUCCACGUAUA
This is a messenger RNA of Octopus bimaculoides (California two-spot octopus), 1455 nucleotides long. Its product is annotated as chordin-like protein 2. Gene Ontology annotation, biological process: negative regulation of BMP signaling pathway; cell differentiation. Lineage: Eukaryota; Metazoa; Mollusca; Cephalopoda; Octopoda; Octopodidae. The record is from RefSeq and is a predicted model, not a curated record. Gene Ontology annotation, molecular function: BMP binding.